Messenger RNA from Eremomyces bilateralis CBS 781.70, 1065 nucleotides. RefSeq names its product NAD(P)-binding protein. The transcript has a single exon. NCBI's taxonomy places the organism in Eukaryota, Fungi, Ascomycota, Dothideomycetes, Eremomycetales, Eremomycetaceae. Gene Ontology annotation, cellular component: mitochondrion. The record is from RefSeq and is a predicted model, not a curated record. The coding region runs from base 1 to 1065 and encodes 354 amino acids. Gene Ontology annotation, molecular function: oxidoreductase activity.
AUGUCCUCCACCAUCCGCGCCUGGACCUUCACCCACGGCGGCUACCCCUCCUCCAUCUCCCUCGCCACUCUCCCCUCCCCCACCUCCCCUCCAAACCCAACCACCAUCCACAUCCGCCCCCACGCCAUCGCCCUCAACCCCGUCGACAUCCAACUCAUCAACCUCCCCUUUUGGUCCAUGCCGCUCCUCACUCGCGUCUUCCCCGCCCUCCCCGCCCCGAAAGGCAUCGCCGCCGACCUCGCCGGCACCGUCGUUGCGGCCGGCAACAACUCCGGGUUUGCAGUUGGGGAUUCCGUGUUUGGGAUCGCGUUCACGCCGACGACGGGGACGGCGCAAGAGCUGGUAGAGGUGGAUGUGGGGGAGGGGGGAAAGGGAACAGCGAGCGCGGUGAUUUUAAAAAAACCGGAGGAGUGGAGCUGGGAGCAGGGCGCGGGGUUGCCGUUGGUGUGGUUGACGGCGCGGAAGUGCGUGAAGGAGGUGGAGGGGUGGGUGGGGAAGAAGAGCGGGAAAGGGAAGAGCGACGAGGGCCGGGUAGUGGUGUUGGGGGGGAGUUCGGCGACGGGGAUGUAUGCGGUGUGGUUGGCGAGGAAGCGAGGGUGGAGCGUAUUGGCGACGUGUUCGGGGCGGAAUGCAGAGUUUGUGAGGGGGAUGGGGGCGGAGGUGGUGGUAGAUUAUACGGUGGAGAAGGUGCCGGAGGAGGUGAGGCGGUGGGGGCCGGAUGCGGUGAUUGAUUGUGUGGGGGGGACGGAAUGUGUUGGCAUUGCGAAUCGAUAUGUCACGAUUGUGGGGGAUAAGACCUCGAGAUUGACUAUGGGAGGUGCGGCGUUAUAUUUGACGAGUCCGACCAUGUACCUUCGGUGGGCGCUGGGAAAGGCUGGACUUGGAAGCUCGUAUGAUUGCGUCAAUCUCGAGUUUAACAAGGAAUUCCUCGAGGAGGCGUUGACAUUGCCAAAGGACAAGAUCGCUAUCGACAGCGUGUGGGAGUUUGAGCAGUUGAUGGAAGCCUUUGAGAGGCUUAAUACCGGUCGGGCAAGGGGGAAGGUGAUUGUCAAGGUCGCAGAAUAA